Messenger RNA from Fonsecaea monophora, 714 nucleotides. RefSeq lists its product as hypothetical. The coding region runs from base 1 to 714 and encodes 237 amino acids. The record is from RefSeq and is a predicted model, not a curated record. NCBI's taxonomy places the organism in Eukaryota, Fungi, Ascomycota, Eurotiomycetes, Chaetothyriales, Herpotrichiellaceae. The transcript has a single exon.
AUGAAGCAACUUAAGGCCGAGCACAUCUCCGUACAAGAGAAGGCUGCUCGGCACCAGAAGGAUAUCAAUUCGCUAAGUGAGCAACUCCAGCAUAGAGAGGAAGAUAUCCGCGCCCAACAAGCCGAUAUUGAUCAGCUAGAGAAGGAGCUGAAAAAUGCCUCAGAAGGUGAAAUCGCCAAAGUGGCUCGCCAAGCGGAAAUCCUGGACAUGAGUGACGCAGAUCUCACAGCCAUGGCGAUCCAUGCUAUGAAAAACCGUGAGUUUGGGAAUAAGAUUGAUAAAGCGGCACAAAAAACGGUGACUUCAAUCAUGAUCAGGGACAUUCAGAGCGAACUAUUUAGCAGAAUGACAGGCGUCACUCCGGACAAGUUCCAAGACCUAAUGCAGCAAAUCCAAUCCGCCAAAAAUGCGUUGUCUAGCGAGAAGAAAGGGGACAAAGAUGAUGGAAAUAGAGACAACACCGAGCACACUGAGAAUGAUCGCAACAGUGUUGGAGCCCCCGAUGGUGAGUGCAACGAUGUUGGUAAGCCGCAGGAAAGUCUCGGCGGCGGCGAAGACGAGGACGACGUGUUCAUGCACCCAAUCCGACGCGCACGCCAGUCAUUGAACGAGCACCCCCCCCGGAAAAGCAAAAAAAAUGUCGGGUCCAGAUGUCAGACCUCCACAAAACACCGUUUCCGCAACAUGGUCCAGUGGGCAGCCAAGCAAACGUAG